This is a messenger RNA of Cynocephalus volans (Philippine flying lemur), 717 nucleotides long. It is a transcript of the gene PTTG1, whose product is annotated as PTTG1 regulator of sister chromatid separation, securin. The coding region runs from base 66 to 674 and encodes 202 amino acids. The record is from RefSeq and is a predicted model, not a curated record. NCBI's taxonomy places the organism in Eukaryota, Metazoa, Chordata, Mammalia, Dermoptera, Cynocephalidae. The transcript has 6 exons. Gene Ontology annotation, cellular component: nucleus; cytoplasm. Gene Ontology annotation, biological process: chromosome organization; homologous chromosome segregation.
GCUCGCUGCGGAGUGCUGGUUGGGUCUGGCUGUUGAGAGCAACGCGAGUGAACGAGUAAUCCAGAAUGGCUACUCUGAUCUUUGUUGAUAAGGAAAACGGAGAACCAGGCAUCCGCGUGGCGCCUAAGGAUGGGCUGAAGCUGGGGUCUGGGCCUUCAGUCAAAGCCUUAGAUGGGAAAUCUCAGGUUUCAACACCACGUGUUGGCAAAAUGUUUGAUGCUCCACCAGCCUUACCUAAAACUGCUAGAAAGGCUUUGGGAACUGUCAACAGAGCUACAGAAAAGUCGGUAAAAACUAAUCGACCCCUCAAACUUAAACAGCCAACCAUCUCUGCCAAAAACAUGACUGAGAAGACUGUUAAAGCAAAAAGCUCUGUUCCUGCCUCAGAUGACACCUAUCCAGAAAUUGAAAAAUUCUUUCCCUUCAAUCCUCUAGAUUUUGAAAGUUUUGAUCUGCCCGAAGAGCACCAGAUUGCACACCUCCCCUUGAAUGGAGUGCCUCUCAUGAUCCUUGAUGAGGACAGAGAACUCGAAAAGCUGUUUCAGCUGGGCCCCCCUUCACCUGUGAAGAUGGUCCCUCGGCCAUGGGAGUCUAAUCUGUUGCAGUCUCCUUCAAGCAUUCUGUCGAGCCUGGAUGUUGAAUUGCCACCUGUUUGCUAUGACAUAGAUACUUAAAUUCCUUAGUGCUUUAUAGUUUGUGUGUGUUUGUAUUAAUAAA